Molecule: messenger RNA, 1809 nt
Organism: Anthonomus grandis grandis
Lineage: Eukaryota; Metazoa; Arthropoda; Insecta; Coleoptera; Curculionidae
Product: serine protease inhibitor 28Dc
Exons: 7
Coding region: 251-1777 (508 amino acids)
Molecular function (GO): serine-type endopeptidase inhibitor activity
Source: RefSeq, a predicted model, not a curated record
ACUUAGAGAUUACUCAGUAGAUGGUGGAUGGAUGGUGAUGGUGCCACUUAAAUAACGAUUUCUUUUAUACUUUGUUUUCGUUUUACUAUCGCUGUUUUGUUAUCGUUUCACUAUCGCUGUUUUGUUAUUAAAUAUACAUUUCGUAGUGUGUAGUUUUAUCUCUUUUCAGUUUGGCAUUGAAUUGACUGUGUCCGGGUGAUAAGUUAACUUGCUUUUAAUGUGGUAGGACCGACGGAAGACUAGUUUAAAUAUGCCUUGGUACCUGAACGCCAUCCUAGUGAUAACCUGUCUACGACUGCCCACGACUGAAAACGCAAACAACACGAAUCAACAAGUUUAUUUUCCCACUGAAGAGGACGAUAUUAAGUUCCAAAUUUCUAAUGCUCCACCAUCUAACUCAACUGGAGAAUACCUUUCUCCAGAGAUCUUGAACAAACUGACCACCCUAAGGGGCAAAACCGUCUACCAAGAAUACGUAGAUGAAAUAAUCUCACGUGGCAUCACGAAAUUAACCCUAAAAGUGAACGAGAUCUUGAGGCACGACCAAGAUAUCGUCGUUUUCUCCCCGCUGAGCAUCGCCGGAGUCCUGACCUUAAUCCUGUUGGGCUCGAAUGGAAACACUUUUAAAGAAGUAUCAUUAUUGUUGGGUCUAGAGACGGGCAUUCCGGACAUCAACAAGAAAUCUCAACUGGUGCAUGAACAGUUUGGACGAAUGCUCGACAAAAUAUCCAGGACGUCUGGAUUCGCGGUUGGGGAGCAAGUGCAUGUUGCCAGCGCUCUGUUUAUACAGAAAGGAUACCAAAUCCGUCCAAUCUACGCAUCUCUAGCGGAAGAUCUCUACCGCAGCAAAACCGUCAACGUCGAUUACAUGACCAAUCCAGUGGCGGCACAAGAGCUCAUUAACGAUUGGGUAGCCAACAACACGAACAAGAAAAUAAAAACAAUCCUCAGUAGCCCCCCGUCGAUUCUGACGAAAGCAAUCAUCACCAGUGCCCUUUACUUCAAUGCCGAAUGGUACCAGCACUUCUUCCCAGGCGUUACCAAGAGGGCGCCAUUUUAUGUAAACGGACGUGAUACACCCAGCAAUGUCCAGGCAGACAUGAUGGCUAAUCUUGGGGACUUUUUUACGUAUUAUAGAAGUCCUACCUUGGAAUGUGAAAUUUUGGGAUUGCCAUACAAGGGCAACAGAAGCACCAUGUACGUAAUCAUGCCUUUCAACUCCAGCAAAACCAAACUGAAAGAGUUCGAACAGAAACUAACCGAAGAGGAUCUGAGCAACAUGAUUGGCAAAAUGACUCUGACACGAGUCCUCGUCGUGUUCCCCAGAAUGAAACUUGAAACCACCGUGGACUUAAAAGAUACUUUAAAAAUGAUGGGCGUCAACUCCCUAUUUGACCCAAAUAAAGCGAGUUUAGAUGUGCUCGCGCACACCGUCUCAGAACCGCAGAGUUUAGACUCAAGUUUUGUCAGAAAAAACAGUUUAACACAAUCGAUCGAUAACAUUCGUCAAUCGAUCGAUGAACAAUGCGAACAGCAAGGAAGCUGUACCAAAUCUGGUCUGUAUGCCGAUCAAAUUAUACAUAAAGUUUCCAUGGAUAUAACGGAAGUGGGAACGGAAGCGGCGGCCGCCACGGCAGUGUCGAUAGCGCGGAGCGGGGGUGUACGAUUUAGGGUGGACGUGCCAUUUUCAUUUUUUAUUAGGAAUGAGGAGACCAAGACUAUUUUGUUUUGGGGCUCGGUCAACUUGCCUAAUCCGCAUUAUGUCGUAUCAAAAUAAAUAUACAUUUUUAGAAUAUUUUUUUAAACAAA